UACAAGACUUGAUAAAGUUGAUUGAAGAACAAAUGAAAGCCAGAGAUGGGUUUGGUGGUAGCUAAGAAGUGACAAGAUCGUUCUUAGGUCCCUUAAAUUAUUACUAAAAGAAGACUCUAACAUUCAACAUUGACUCGAGGUUUAAUUAUAAGAUCUAUUCAUGAUCAGGGAAAAAAAAAAAAAAAAAAACAUCAAUCUACCACCCACCUUAAUUUAAUUUGCUUUGUCAGAGUUAGCCCCACUUGCAAUUAUUUCGUUUUAACUUUUGUAAACAGCAUAAAUACACUUGAAUUAUUUUAUUGGAAUAAUAUAAUCAGAAAGCACUUUUCCACUUUUGCUUCUUUGAUAUCCCCCUAUCAUUUGUAUAAGGGAAUCCACGUAAAUCACGCCCAUACGUGAUUUCCUCCUUGUCAAUAUUUCUAUAUAGCAACUCUGUUUUUUGUUGUAUAUUCCGUAAAUAGCUGUUAUCUUAUUUAUGAUUGUAUAUUCCUUAAUCAGCUACAUCCUUGUAUUAUAUAAAGAUGUCUUGUAAUGCAAAAAUAUAUUGAGAAAUCUUUACCGAAUUACUUGCGUAAUCCUCAUAAUUUGCUCAUGGGGAUUAAUAGUAAGCUCACAAGGCUGCUGUUGCAGGAAAUAAGCAGAAGAAAAUGUCAUGAUUUCCUUCAAAGAACUGCUAAUUAUUCAAGAGAUCCAAGUCCAGGUGCUUUCCUUCGAAGGCCAUACUCAAAGUCUAGAGCUUCUGUGUUUGAAGCUGUUGUUCCAGAAGAAAGAAGCUCUGUCUGCAUUUACAAGGUCCCAGCUAAUAUGCGUCGGGUGGAAAGAAAGGCUUAUGAACCCAACGUUGUCUCCAUCGGUCCAUACCAUUAUGGAGUAGAGCGGUUGCAAGACAUGGAAGAGCUCAAACAGAAAUUUGUUCGCCGCCUCUUUGAUCGAAGCCGCGAGAAUGAAGUAGUCGAGUUUGAGCUUGUGAAGGAUGCCAUGGGGAAACUGGAGGAAGAAGCUCGAAUCUGCUAUGGGGAAGAAAUCAAACUAGGAAGUGAGGAAUUUGUCGAGACGAUGGUUAUUGAUGGCUGCUUCGUUGUUGAGCUGUUGAGAGAGGCAUGGCAGCACAAGCUAGGUGGACACCCAAUACCUUUCAUCAAAAGAUGGAUGUUGCCCGCUCUUCGUCGGGAUCUGAUCAUGCUUGAAAACCAACUCCCUCUCUUUGUUCUGAAUAAAUUAUUUGAAAUGACAAGUAGCACUCCUGCUGAAUUACCGCCAUCAGUGCAACAGCUUGCACUUCACUUCUUUAAUCCUUUAUUGCAAAGAGGUUUGGAAGCACCACCUCCAAAGAGCAGUACUACUGCAACUGAAGUAGUCUUCGAAGCAAGGCACUUGCUUGAUCUUUUCCGCUCUAGCACUCUCCCGGUCGAACUGGCAAGAGGGAAACAAACCAACAUGAUCCGUUCAAUAACAGAGCUAAAACAAGCGGGCGUCAAAGUUCAGAGAGCAAAACAUCUCAAGCCACUUGACAUAACAUACGAGGAAGGUGUGCUGAAGAUCCCUCCUCUUUACAUCGACGAUUACAAGGGCACUGUGUUUCGUAACAUGGUGGCAUUCGAGAAAUGCCACCACAGUUGCCAUCCAGACGUCACAACGUACUUGUUUUUGUUCGACGGACUCAUUAACUCGGCCAAGGACGUGGGACUUCUCCAUUGUGAUGAAGUUCUUCACCAUUCUCUGGGCAGCAACAAAGAGGUUGCGAAACUUGUAAACAACAUCUGCAAGGAGAUUGAUAUGGAUGUAGAUGAGUCAUAUCUAUUCAUGGUGGUCGAUGACGCCAACUCUUUCUUCGGUUCUCCUUAUGGGAAAGCGAGAGCAGGAUUGGUGCGGCACUACUUCAGCAGCUGGGUGGUGGGGAUCUCGACUCUGGGUGCCGUUUUUGCUGUUUAUCUCACCCUGAUUCAGACUGCCACCGGAGUUGCAGGCGCCCUGGAUCCCUUGAAAGAAGUCAACUUCUGGUCGCAUCUGAAAGAUUCCUUGUUGCUUCCUUUUUUUGGUACCAAAUAAACCUCGCUCGGAUCGAUGGAGGAUGAUGAUUCCUUGGCGUAAUUAACCAGCUUGCUAGCGAGCAGUAAAUACGACCCUCGAAGGAAAUGUUUUGUUCUUUUUAUGCACCAAAAUGUUUGUAAUGUUU
Molecule: messenger RNA, 2176 nt
Organism: Carya illinoinensis
Lineage: Eukaryota; Viridiplantae; Streptophyta; Magnoliopsida; Fagales; Juglandaceae
Product: UPF0481 protein At3g47200-like
Exons: 2
Coding region: 532-2049 (505 amino acids)
Source: RefSeq, a predicted model, not a curated record